AUGACAAAAGCACCUGGGCCACGGCCGAAGCGCAAAUCCCGUGGUCGGGGCCUCCGCGCGACGACAGGCUGCGUCGUCUGCAAAAGGCGGCAUGUCAAAUGUGAUGAGGCUCGACCCCAGUGUGGUCCUUGUGCCAAGGGCCAGCGACCGUGUAUUUACGCGCCUCAGAGUACCACUGACGCUGCCACAACUCCGACUCCUGCCCCUCCUCUCAUCUCCACACCGCGACUUGACUCAAGGUCCUCCAGUGGACAAGGACAGUCGUCGCAUAAUGACACGGGCGAGCGACAUGGUCCCCUACAAUUCUUGAUCGAUGCCUGCCAUCAAAAGCAGCCGAUGGAGAACGAAAUUUUGCCGCGCGAAAGCCACGAGACCACCGAGAGACAUGAAAGAUUGGAUCUCUAUCCAGAAAUACGACAGCGACGGCAGUCGCAGCACCUGCCCGCUCCUAUAUCACCGGCUCCCAUUAUCCCUUCUGCCCAUUCCCCUUAUGGCUACGUCCCUUCUCCAGGAACGGAAAGCUCGGCAUCUACUCGAGUAGCACCGCUCAGCUGGUUUGAGCUUUUGGCCACCGACGCUGCAAAUGCCAACGAUCGGUUCCUCCUGUCACCGCCACAACAAUUCCCGCGGACUCAUCGAGAUCCAAGCAACCAUGCAGACCAUCACGAUCAUCUCGAUCAAUCUGGAGAAGACCCGCGUCACAGUUCAAACCUGCGGCCACGGACACUCAGGGAACGCGAAAGCUUUCAUGCAGCGGCCUUUCGACGCGACCCCGAAAUUGAGCAGCGACUUGUUUCCCAGCAGCCCACCGGAGAUGCAGAUUCGGUGAUUUCAGAUGGCCCAUCCUCGUGGACGACAUCUUCUCCGAUCCAAUUAUCUAGACUUGAACAUGAGCUGUUCUCCCAUUUCGUGCGCGUAUCGAGCAAGUGGCUAGACUUUUAUGACCCGUUCCAGCACUUCGCCUCGGUGGUUCCUCAUCUGGCUCUUCGAAAUGUAGGAUUGAUGAAGGCAUUGCUGGCUCUUUCUGCGAGGCACUUAUCCCUUGAACUGGAACUGCGCGGGAAGGAAGUGAAUUCGAUCUUGGCAGAGCACGAUGGCGCUUCUUCCGCUCAACGCAGUGACUCGAUUCAAUCUCAUGCGAUAGACCGCAACCUGGCGGUGCAAUACUACUAUGAAACCCUUCACUACCUCAACAGAGCUAUGCAGCAUCCGUCAUAUGCCCGCAGCCACGAAGUGAUUGCAACUUCUCUCCUAAUCAGUACAUAUGAGAUGAUUGACGGAUCCAAUCAGGAUUGGGAACGCCACCUCAAAGGCGUCUUUUGGAUCCAAAGAUUUCAAGACAACGAUGGAGAGUCUGGCGGGCUGCGAUCGGCCGUCUGGUGGGCCUGGCUUCGACAAGAUGUAUGGGUGGCCAUGAGGGAGCAACGGCGGGUGUUUAGCUUCUGGCAACCAAAAAGACCAUUGUCUCUCUUGACGGCCCCCGAACUUGCUACUCGAGCCACCUACCUUCUUGGUCAAUGCGUGAACUACGCGUCAAAGGAAGAGCAGGAGACAUCUGAUUUGACUCGGCGCCUUGAAAGGGGCAGCGAGCUGCUGUUCUUACUCCAAGAAUGGUAUGAUUACCUACCUUCGGAAUACAGUCCUCUUCCCUUGGAAUCUGAUACGGCUGUGUUCCCGCACAUCUGGAUUCAUCCACCCAGUUAUGCAGCUGCAUUGCAAAUCCACAGUCUGGCAAGAGUCUUGGUCAUUCUUCACCGUCCUUCCUCUGGUGGUCUUGACGAUUACCGAGCGGCGCAGAAAUUGCUGACAUUGUCUGUCAACACGAUAUGCGGGAUUGCACGUACAGUUGACGAGUCGGAUCAGGCGGCCAGUAUCGUCUCUCUUCACUGUGUAUUUGGCGCCGGCAUGUGUGUGUAUACCCCACAUGAACGAUUGGCGUUAUUGGAUUUACUCGAGGCCUGCCAGAAUCGAGUGCGCUGGCCCUCCAGAUCUCUCAGGAAAGAACUUGAGCUGGAGUAUGGAAAGGAUGAAUUUGCGAAUCUGGCAGCAUGA
Penicillium cataractarum is the source of this 2052-nucleotide messenger RNA. RefSeq names its product Zn(II)2Cys6 transcription factor. Gene Ontology annotation, biological process: positive regulation of transcription by RNA polymerase II. The record is from RefSeq and is a predicted model, not a curated record. Gene Ontology annotation, cellular component: nucleus. Bases 1 to 2052 code for a protein of 683 amino acids. Gene Ontology annotation, molecular function: zinc ion binding; transcription cis-regulatory region binding; DNA-binding transcription factor activity, RNA polymerase II-specific. The transcript has 4 exons. Lineage: Eukaryota; Fungi; Ascomycota; Eurotiomycetes; Eurotiales; Aspergillaceae.